UUAAAAUGCUUCCCUUUAAAAAUAUAACAAAAUCUUACAAUAUUAAUGAAACCAUUUUAGAUUUGCUUAUUAAUGUGUUUGACAAUACGAUUAUUAUUACAUUAACAGAAUUUUCAAAAAUACAUACAAUCAUAAAAAUAAAAUCAACGGAAUACUCAGAAGUUUUAGAUCCAAUUAUUCUAGCAGGAAAUGAUAAUGUUGAAUACACAAUGCUCUCUACUUUGCUAUAUCGAAGGCUACAUACAUUAUUUAAUUUUAAGCAAGAUCUUCUAUUUUGCUUUGCUUUAACACAUAUUAAUAGGGAAAACAUUAAAAUAUAUGAAUCAAUAAUAAUUGAAUCUUUACCCUCUUUAUUAUAAAAUGAAUAUUAACUUCAACGAAAUUUCAGAUAUUGUUGAGAUUUGGAGAAAUGCUUGUGAAAACGGGCAAAAAGCUUCUCGAAUAUGGAAAAAUAAUCAAAAAUUAAUAUGGUCCAUUUAUUUAAAAUUAAUAAAUCACUAUGAAAAUAAUGAAAAAAUUAGUGAACAUGUUUUGGCUUUACAAAGGUUAUAUCAAUUUUUUGCAAAUAUUUUCUGCAUAGUAAAUACUGAAAACAAUGUUCCAUCAUAUUUUUGCUGGAGAUCAAAAAAUAUAAUUACUAAUUGUGAUAAAAUAAAUUCAAAGCUAUGUAAAUAUGUGAAUGCUGCUUUGUUUAAUUACUAUUUUAAUUUUAUGGAAGAUGACAGUACACCUUCAGAUUAUAUUUGUGAAAUAGAAUAUGUCAAUUAUAUUUUCACUCAAAUUGAAACUCAGGAUCAAGUUUUUGAUAUUUAUUACCAAAUGGACUUUGCUCAAAAAAUACUAGCUCACUCAAAAUUUUAUAUCAUUUACCCAAUGUUAUUACCCAUAAUCAAAAAUCAUUUUAUAAAACUAUAUAUCUCUAUGCUGAAUUCUCAAGAAAUGACUAAAGAUUUAAUGGACAAAUUAACUACAAGUUUUGUUAUGGGCAUCUUGAAAUAUUUACCUCAAGAAUAUAAUAAAUUUAAAGAAUUGAAAAAUAGAAAUUCUCAACUUGUAAUUCAAGAUUAUUUAUCAGCAAUAGACAAAUCCUGUUAUAUUAAGAAUUACUUAGUAUUUUUUGCUUCACUAUCUUCACAACACUAUUUUAAUAAAUGGGAUUCUUUUGAAGAAUUUGUUUGGAUACUAGACUUUUUAAAUGAUUUAAAUCAUGCUGACCCAUCUAUUUCAACAAUAAAAGAGUUGGAUAGACUGAAAGAUCUUUCUAAUUAUGAACAUCCUUUAUCAAAUAUUAAAACACUGAUAGUCCAAAUAUUGGCCAAUAUAGCAUACACAAAUCCAUUGUUACAAGCACAAAUUAUCCAAAAAGAUGGGUUGCAAAUUAUACUGGCGAGCUCAAAAUUUGAUCAUCUAAAUCCAUUUAUUAGUCAAUGGUGCAUUUUUGCUAUAAGAAAUUUAUGCGAUAAUAAUGAAAAAGCGAAAUUUAUCAUUAAACAAAUGAAUAAAAUUUCAUAAUUUCUUUACAAAUAAUUUAUUUUAGCAUUUUUAUUUAUGUAUAAUAUUCUAUUAUAUUAUAUUUUUAUAAAAUCGAUCUAAUAUAACUUUGUAUUCAAACUGUUUAUGUUUAAAUAUUAUCUUGCCUUCUUUCAGAAACAUUACCUUUUAAUCUUUUGCUAAAAAAAAUCAAUUCAUUUAUUUAGAUAUUGUA
This is a messenger RNA of Gordionus sp. m RMFG-2023, 1705 nucleotides long. RefSeq lists its product as uncharacterized. The record is from RefSeq and is a predicted model, not a curated record. Gene Ontology annotation, cellular component: cytosol. NCBI's taxonomy places the organism in Eukaryota, Metazoa, Nematomorpha, Gordioida, Chordodea, Parachordodidae. The transcript has 9 exons. The coding region runs from base 361 to 1512 and encodes 383 amino acids.